This is a messenger RNA of Aspergillus thermomutatus, 1845 nucleotides long. Its product is annotated as 60S ribosomal eL24 domain-containing protein. The transcript has 11 exons. The record is from RefSeq and is a predicted model, not a curated record. NCBI's taxonomy places the organism in Eukaryota, Fungi, Ascomycota, Eurotiomycetes, Eurotiales, Aspergillaceae. The coding region runs from base 1 to 1845 and encodes 614 amino acids. Gene Ontology annotation, biological process: cytoplasmic translation. Gene Ontology annotation, cellular component: cytosolic large ribosomal subunit. Gene Ontology annotation, molecular function: structural constituent of ribosome; mRNA binding.
AUGAGUCCGGACCCUCACGCUGGUGACCCCAAGGCUCUCAAGAAUCGUUCAGGGAUGAACGCCGAGAGGCUAAACUUCUCACAAAUACAAAGUGAAAAUUUCCCUCUCACUGACAGCAUCAUCGUCCCCAAGAGUCGUGUUGCUCGCGCUUUGGAUACUUGUAUCAGCAAUCUCAAGAAUCCAGGGAAGCAUAGGCUCAAGCUCAGAAGGUCUCGCUCCUUCGAGUCUGAGAGAAGCAUCCUGUCUCACGACGUUACGCAUCCCGCAUCUGACCUACCCCCAGUGCCAGACCUGAACGAUCUGCCUGAAAAAUAUCCCACCGUCUCUGCUCGGUUGCCCAAGAAACUGCAAGUCAGCAAAACUGACGGUCAACAGAAGGAUCUUGAUAAAGCAUCCCCCAAGGAAAGUUCUUUCAGAAGAAAGUUCAGCAGAACGAUGACUGGUGGCUCUGUCGAGAAAGCCAGCAGCAUGGACAGAAAGAGCUGGCAGACCCAGUCCUCCUCCACUGCUGAUGGAGGAAAGACUCGCUCUCUCCGCUCCGCCUCGGUCACGGCGGCUGAUAAAGAUCUGGCUGAAGCAGUUACCGCAGCACCUAUUGAAGGAGACCUCGAAAAGCUCAAGAUUUCUGACGGCCUGAAGAGAGAGGGAAAGCCUGCUGCUAUCAAUACUGCGCAGCCAAAGGUCGUCAAGUGCCUCAGAUCGCCUGGUGACUAUGUGUUCCUUGAUCUGGACACCCCCGGAGAGAAGAGCGACGAGGAUAGCGACUCCAGCCCCGAUCUUUCCCCCAAGGCCAAAGGUACUGAAGACGAAUCUGGCGAAGGUGCGAACGACCAGGAUCCCAAGAGCAUUCUCGAAAAAAGACUCGAUGAAAUCCGCCACAUCACGAAGACCAUAUUCCAGGGACAGUCGGAUGAGGAUACCAAGUCUGGAGAGGCUCCGCAUGACGCCAAAAAAUGGGAUGCAAAGAACAUGAAAUGCACCAAGUGCUUCGGAGACUGCCCAAUCUGCGGCAAAGCCUGUUGCAUCUUCGACAUUGCUCGCCGCACAGCUGCCGAGGCAGAUCCCACCUCUGAACAUGCCGAAGCAGCAAAUCAGAUUCUCAAGAUCAUCCAGAAUCUGGGCUGCAGAGUCAUGGAGUCAAGCACCUACUCUCUGUGCACCACGCCCGGAGGCUGCGGACGUGCAAGGACUGCAAGGAAGAUCCCUGGGCUGCGUGCGACUGGCAUGAUUACUGAUGCUGCCAUGAAGACUACUCGAUGCGAAUCUCACGAACAGCUCGCCGCAGCGACCGAAUCGACUUUACCACCCAACGCCAACCGACAUAACCUCGUCUCGACCGGCUGCGCAUCUCCAACAUUCAAGAUGCGUACCUACGACGAUUCUUUCAGCGGUCAGAAGAUCUACCCUGGAAAGGGUAAGCUGUACGUCCGUGGCGACAGCAAGAUCUUCCGCUUCCAGAAUGGAAAGUCCGAGUCCCUGUUCCUCCAGCGCAAGAACCCUCGCCGGAUAGCCUGGACUGUCCUCUACCGCCGUCAGCACAAGAAGGGUAUCUCUGAAGAAGUUGCCAAGAAGCGCACCCGCCGUGUCGUCAAGCACCAGCGUGCCAUCGUCGGUGCCUCCCUUGAUGUGAUCAAGGAGCGCCGCAGCAUGCGCCCUGAGGCUCGUGCCGCCGCUCGCCAGCAGGCUAUCAAGGAGGCCAAGGAGAAGAAGGCCGCUUCCGAGAGCCGCAAGAAGGCUGAGAAGGCCAAGAACGCCGCCAGCGCCGCCAAGGGCACUGCUCAGCGCAUCCAGAGCAAGCAGGGUGCUAAGGGUUCUGCUCCCAAGGUCGCCGCCAAGUCUCGUUAA